Lachancea sp. 'fantastica' is the source of this 1866-nucleotide messenger RNA. NCBI's taxonomy places the organism in Eukaryota, Fungi, Ascomycota, Saccharomycetes, Saccharomycetales, Saccharomycetaceae. The record is from the annotation of a GenBank genome assembly.
AUGGCAAGAUACGAUGUGGACGGUGCAGAUGUGUUGAUUCUGAAAGACAAACUGGACAAAGUGUCCCGUAUUUCCCAGAAAAUCAACGUGUCUUUGAAAGGCAUCAGUAAGACAACUGCACAGUCCAAUGAGCUUUUCACACCUAUCAUGGAGUCUAAUUUGAGACUUGGAACAUUGCAGAAAAAUAUCGAGAGCAGUUUGGAUGCUAUUUCCUCGAUCAAGGAUCUGGCUAAUGAUGCUUCCAAGCAUGAGCUCGUUCUGACUCAGAAGAUCGAGAAAGUUGGCUUGAGACAAUUUAUAAAGGCAAUCUGGAAGCUACGAAAUAUACAGGAUAGCAUGGACUUUAAAAAACAGAGCUCACCAGACUCCCAAGAAUUUCAAGGCGUUCGGACCCAUUUGUCCAAAGUUGUAGACUCCAGUGAGACCGAAUUGCGCACUUAUUUCGGUUUUAUUUUGCGCAAGAUUGAACCCUUCGACCCUCAGAUCAUGUUAAACAAAAAAAUACCUUUUCCAUACUAUGGAGAUGAAGAUAUUAGUGAACUCAGCAAUAUAGUUGCUUAUUUUGGUACCCAAAAUUCUCUGUCUUUGACGCCUGUGGUCACAAGCAAUCGCUCUCAAUUGAUUCUCAAAAGCUUGGCAUUCCUCGAGCCCUUCUCUAAAGAAAUCACGAGUAAUCCCAACGUUCCUUACCGAAAGGGAAGCAGUGGAUUUCUCAAUUAUAAUGAGGCUCUGCUUGGGUUCAUUGCCAACGAGUCCAACUUCACUGAAGAUCUUUAUGCCAAAAGCCCUGAAACUAGAAACGAAGUUCUCAGAGAAAUAUUGUUACCAGUGAUUGAAAAGUACGUUAAACUUGUAAAGAUCAACAUUGAUUUGGUCAAAAAAAAUCUCUCGAAUGUUGGUCUCUUUACGUUUGAACUUGCCGAGUGUGUCACGAAUGUUCUGAAGCUUCUCAAGAGCACUCGCCUGGCUGACUACCCUGCUCUAGCUCAUUGCCAUAAGGAAACAACUUCCAUUUUGCAUUCAUUAUUCAGGGAUUUGAUGAGUUACAUUGAUGGAAAGGCUUCACAACUCUCUCAGUUACCUAGUGACAACGGUGUGAUAGAACCAACGAUAGAUGUAAUGUCCCGCUUGCGUAAGUUCAGCGAAUAUAAGCAAGGAUGCUUAAACAGUAUAUGUGGGAUGAGACGAAAUGAAUGGCUGCCUAAAAACUUCAGUGAGAAGGAAUAUACGCUUCAAGAGCGCCGCGUCAUAGAUCAGCCGAAUGAUCUACUGUCCUGUUUUUUCAGCGACUGCAUCGACUGUCUGGUAGUAUCGCUGGAUAGACGUGCUCAACAGAUUCUUAUGCCCAAUCAAGAACCUGAUAUUGCAAAUCCUAACAGUGCUCGCAAUAUUCAUAAGCAGCGAAUUGGGUUUUUCCUCAUUACCAACAUCACACUUAUAGAACAAAUUGUAUUGAGGUCGGAGCUCACCUCGAUACUAGGCGAGCAAGGGAAUGUUCGCCUAGAGAAACUGAAAAAACGAUACGUCGGGUACUUCAUCUCUGACUGGAGGAGUCUGACGUCAAAUCUACUUGAUGCCGUCUUCGUCGAUAGCUCUGGCAAAGUGUCGUCUAAGGACAAAGACCAAAUCAAAGAGAAAUUCAAAAAAUUCAAUGACGGCUUCGAGGAAUUAGUGUCAAGCUUCAAGCAUUUCAAAAUAUCCGACCCUACAAUGAGAAAGCUUCUAAAAAGCGAGGUAAACUCCUUGGUAUUGCCGCUUUACGAGAGGUUUCACGGGCGUUAUAAAGAUUCUUUCAAAAACCCUAGAAAGCACAUCAAGUACACACCAACGGAGCUGGCUUCUGUUCUCAACUCAAUAGAUAGGUAA